This is a messenger RNA of Schistosoma margrebowiei, 1134 nucleotides long. NCBI's taxonomy places the organism in Eukaryota, Metazoa, Platyhelminthes, Trematoda, Strigeidida, Schistosomatidae. The record is from the annotation of a GenBank genome assembly.
AUGCAUCUGAGGAUUUUACUUCCUUAUGUUGUUUUCUUGUCGUUUAUAUGUCCUUUAUCAAAUGGUUUUAUUCCUCAGAUCACUGAUAGAAUCGAAACAGCAGUUGUACAAGAAAAAGGUACUGCUUAUCUUAACUGCACAGCAGUCAUAGAGGAACAACAGGAGUCUCAAAUUAGUUGGUAUCGUACUGUAGAUAAACAACAAAUUCAUCCGGUAGUACACUUAAAGAUCCUGUUUCUUCCUGGAAGACCCAACUAUGCACCUAAUAUGGCUGGUGUCGACGUAAACAAACUACGUACCUACCAACUGAUUGUUCGAUUUGUAGAUAUUAAUGACGCAGAUACACAAUUCAGGUGUGUUAUUGAAUUGAGAACUACGCCAGUUGAUCAGUGGCCUGUAGCAUAUGGGAAUAUUAUCGUGAAACGCGCUCCUGAAAUUCUCCCGGGGUUGACAUCUAAAAUUGUGACGGAAGGAGACUCUUUAACGUUAGUUUGCCGUGCACAAGGCUCGCCACCACCAAUGAUAAGUUGGACUAGAGCUAAUGGAAGGCCUCUAUCACUUCCAGGUUCACCACAAAGAAUUUAUAAUUCAACACUGCAUAUUCCCCGCGUUGAUCGUUAUGAUCGUGGUGUUUAUCGAUGUUAUGCAGUUAACAACGUAGCUGGGUCGGCUGAAUAUGAUGUAAUGGUGGAAGUUAAUUAUGCACCACAUGUUCGUGAGGCUCGGUUCAAGGGAGCUUAUGGACAGGCACCAGAUGGGAAUUAUGACAUGACAUUGGAAUGCAUUGUCAAUGGAUAUCCUGAUCCUGAUUUAUUAUGGUAUACUGGAAUUUAUGAUCCGAUAACUAAUAAUAAACCCCUAUUUGAUAAUAAUCGUUAUGAACUUGAAAAAGCUCAAAGUUAUGGUUCAGCUGGAACAAAUGUAACUGAUGUUUUCUCAACUCUACUAAUUCGUAAUGUACGAGUUGGUGAUUAUGGAAAUUAUUCUUGUAGAGCGGAAAACAAAUAUGGAUCAAAUUUUGUUGUACUCAGUUUAUUUUAUCAAUCAAUCUGUCAAGGUGCUUACUGCCCAAUGCUUGGGGCUGUUUCCUUGGAAGCUCGAGUUAAUGAAGAUGGAACUUCAGUAAUCAACUAA